This is a messenger RNA of Cydia amplana, 465 nucleotides long. RefSeq lists its product as uncharacterized. The coding region runs from base 22 to 465 and encodes 147 amino acids. The record is from RefSeq and is a predicted model, not a curated record. The transcript is spliced from 2 exons. NCBI's taxonomy places the organism in Eukaryota, Metazoa, Arthropoda, Insecta, Lepidoptera, Tortricidae.
GUAACUGGCUUUGAUUUGGGAAUGACUGCGUUGGCGAUCGCCGGGGCAGUGAAGGAACAGGCCAAAUUGCCACAACUAGACCCGAAACUUGCCCAUUACCACACCACUACUUGGAGGUGGAUCUUAAGGCAGUUGAGUCUAUACCCGGAAGUUAUAUUUUAUAAGAAGUUCUGCCAAUUGCACAAAGUAUGGCGUCAACGAUUCUACUACGAGGAUAUGUUCGUACCCGAAUGGUUAAAAAAAAUAUUGGUAUGGGUUGAUAAUACCUCAUGGGAUAAAGAAGUAAAUAUUACUCGGCGGUACAAUAUAUACGCAAGACGUGAAUUUGACAAGAACGAUAGAUAUCCACCCAAGAAAUUCGUUUCAAAGGAAUCAUUCAGCAAUUCAACAAGUAUUUAUUAUCCAGGCAAUUUUUUAGAUACACUAUAUGACGAAGGAUUACCCAUCAAAGUUCCCCACGGUUAA